Messenger RNA from Phytophthora sojae, 2154 nucleotides. RefSeq lists its product as hypothetical. The record is from RefSeq and is a predicted model, not a curated record. Gene Ontology annotation, molecular function: hydrolase activity, hydrolyzing O-glycosyl compounds. The transcript has 5 exons. NCBI's taxonomy places the organism in Eukaryota, Oomycota, Peronosporomycetes, Peronosporales, Peronosporaceae. Gene Ontology annotation, biological process: carbohydrate metabolic process. The coding region runs from base 1 to 2154 and encodes 717 amino acids.
AUGCAUCCUCGCCUGGUGUCCGCUUUGGCGGCUGCUGCACUCGUAAGCGCAGCCAGGCCGCGGAUCGGUGCGACGGCCACCAGCUACGCGUUAGGCCCCUUCUCGGUGACAGUCGACACGGACGCGUCUCUCCUCAACAUCGUCAACAGCGCUGGAGAUCAAGCGUCGGGCAACUUCCAGUUGAGCAGUGAAGACGUGGGGACGCCCUGCCAGACCGCCACUAUCUCCAGUGCUUCGUCGAGCUCCGACCGCGUGGACGUCACUGGUUCCUUCGCCGAUGCUUCGUGCUCCGAUUGGACGUGGACGCUUUCGUUCGCUCUGGAUGCGUCCUACACCGACAGCAGCGACGAUUCUCAGCCCUUGGUGUUCAACGCCAGCAGGGAGGCGUCCGUCGGUCGUGGCGAAGAUCCCGUCACCACCUACCUCAAUGCGAAUGCAUCGAUCUCGGGCGCCCUCGCUGGUGGCUCGUUGCUGACGACGUACACGGGCGUGGGCUCUCUUACGACGUCGCUUGGUCGCUAUAACGCCACGUCGGCGUUCGAGGAUACGGCGGUCGGAUAUCUCGCUGGGAACAUCACGGAAGGAGACUACGUGACUGGGUCGACAACCACGCUGGAGAUCAUGUACGAGGGCUCAAGUGUGAGUGGCUGGAUCGGCCGUGCCGCCACGGGCAACCCCCUACUGGAAGCGACGAACGCACUGACGAAGGUCACCGGCCGACAGCCAAAGCUGCCGGAUUGGUCUCAUGACGGCGCAAUCCUGGGCAUCCAAGGUGGCCAGGACUUUGUGGAGGAGGAUUGGUCGGGGACGCGAUUGCAGACCGGUGCGUACGACAUCUCGCUGCACCGGCUGUGGUGGAACUGGGAGCCCGACUCGACGCUGUAUCCGACGUGGGCGGAGUGGGUGCCCCACCUGCAGUCCAGGUACGGUGUGCGCACCAUGAGCUACAUCAACACUUUCCUCGCUAACGUGAGCACCAAGAGCACGGGUUACAACACAAGUUUCUACGCCAUCGCGGCCAGUGAAGGCCGCUUCGUGGCCAACGCCACAGCGGGGGACGGCAGCGCUUGGACGAUUACAAGUGGCCCUGGAAUCGACGCUGGGCUGCUGGAUCUGUCCAACCAGUCGACCAUUGACUGGUUUAAGGCGCUGGUGAAGCACCAGUACUUCUCGGUGCCGAUCUCCGGUAUGAUGCAGGACUUUGGCGAGUACUUGUCGGUGGACUCCUCGGUCAGCCUCUCCGGCGGCACCGUGAGCCCGCGUGUCUUCCACAAUGACUACCCGACCGUCUGGGCGACACUUCUCCGCGACGUUGUGACUGAACUGGGAGUGGAGAAUGACACCAUCGGCUUCCACCGCAGCGCGGGCACCUUUUCGGCGAAGCACACCAACCUCUUCUGGGUAGGCGACCAAAACAUCGAUGUAUCUCGCGAGGACGGCAUGCGCGCGGUCAUCAGCAGCGCUAUCCACGUGGGUGCCUCGGGUUUCGCGCAAACCCACUCGGAUAUCAGCGGGUACACGAACACGCUGGCCACCGUUGGCAAUAUCACUCGCAACGCUGCGCUUCUUGGCCGCUGGGGCGAGCUCGGUGCCUUCAGCGGUACGGCCUUCCGCACCCAUGAAGGCAACAUCCCGCAGAUGAACGUGCAGGCCUACACGAACGAGACAACUCGCGCGUACCACGCGUACAACGCGCGCCUGUUCCGCAGUCUCAAGCCGUAUCACCUGGCCCUGCUGGAGGAGUAUCAGGAGAAUGGCUGGCCCAUGGUUCGUCACCCGAUCGUCUACUCCCCGAACGACUCGGUCGCGCGCUCCGUGAUUGAUGAGACCUUCUGGCUGGGCGAGGCUUUGUACGUGGCCCCCGUGUACGACUUGUCUGCCUCCACUGUUGAAGUGUACCUUCCUCCCAUUCAAGUCGACAGCAAGGGCUCCGCGGUCAACUCGUCGGCCUUCACGUUCAGAGACCUGUGGACCGGGAACGAGUACGCUCCGGGCCAGACCGUCACGGUGGACGCCCCCUGGGGCAAGCCCGGCGUGUUCAUGCGCUGGCGCGUGACGGAGCAAGAAGGGCUGCAGCUGCAGCAGCUCUGGGAGUUCGUUGUCGCCGGGCUCUCGAAGCCUGAGACCCCGUUGUCGGGAAAAGGGUCCAUUUAA